GAAAAAUGGCCCGGUGUCGCCCUCUACAUGAUGAAACAAAGCUAGUGCACUUCCAGUUGCCUACCCCCAUGCAAAUAUAAAUAUAACCAACAAAACCAAGGCUGCCUUGAAACAAGAACUAUGGAAUGUUCAAGCAAUUUUUAACAAUCAGCUAUUGCCAAUUUGAUGAGUGCUUUCCUUUUUAAUUGGGAAAAGUUCCCUAAUCGGCGUCGUCGUAAUGAUAAGUCAAGGACACAAUUUCAUCAUUAGUUAUUCGCACUGACCUCGCAAUGGAAUCAUCAUGGAUCGGCUCUGAUGUCGAUUUAUCCACAUUACACAAGUGUCGACAGGCCGAUAAAUUGCAGUACAGACUGUCCUGCCUACAUAACAACAAUAAGAAGUACAGCAAUGGCCUUUGUGAUGUUACCGAAAAGGAGAGUUUCGAGGAGGACGAGGACUACUUCAGUCGAAGACGACGGGUCGGGACUUGGCCGCGUACAAGAUCAUUAAAUGCACCCUCGCCCGUACAGCAGUUUGGACCAUGUGGCCGAAUAAUGAAAAAUUCUACCAUGGUCAUGACCAUUCAAGAUCCAGCUAGUCAAAGGUUGACAUGGUACAAACCACCACUAACCGUCCUAGUGAUCAAAAAGGUGAAAGAUCUGUCUGUUUAUUCGCCAUUCGUUCAACUCGUCGAAUGGCUGAUAGAGGAAAAGCACAUGGUAGUAUUUGUGGAAGCGGCCGUCAUCGACGAUACCCAUCUCGAUCAGUUUCCCAGUUUUAGCAACGUGAAAGACAAACUGAUGACGUUUCGAGAUGGCAAGGACGAUCUCACCGACAAAAUAGACUUCAUUAUUUGCAUGGGCGGCGACGGUACCUUACUGUACGCGAGCCUUCUGUUUCAACAGUCGGUGCCGCCGAUUAUGGCCUUUCACCUGGGAUCUCUAGGAUUUCUGACGCCGUUCCGUUUUAACAACUUUCAAGAUCAGGUCAACAACGUGCUCGAGGGAAACGCGGCGCUCACCUUGCGCAGCCGUUUGAGGUGUAUAAUUAUUAAGAAAGGGGAGGUAGACGCGUCGGAUAAAAACUCCAAAGAGAAAAAGGGGUCGACUAAUCUUCUGGUUCUGAACGAGGUUGUCGUGGACAGAGGACCGUCACCUUAUCUGUCAAACGUCGAUCUAUUCCUGGACGGAAAGCACAUCACGAGCGUCCAAGGUGACGGUUUAAUAGUUAGCACGCCGACCGGUAGCACUGCGUACGCUGUAGCGGCCGGGGCGUCGAUGAUACAUCCGAGCGUGCCCGCGAUAAUGGUCACGCCAAUUUGUCCACAUUCGCUUAGUUUUAGGCCGAUUGUCGUACCAGCCGGCGUUGAACUUAAGGUGUCUGUAUCGCCCGACAGCCGAAAUACUGCGUGGGUUUCGUUUGAUGGCAGAAAGCGACAAGAGUUGCUGCAUGGCGAUAGUUUACGCGUCACCACAUCAAUAUACCCGGUACCUAGCAUCUGCGCCCAAGAUCAAAUAUCGGAUUGGUUCGACUCGUUGGCCGAAUGUCUGCAUUGGAAUGUCAGAAAACGCCAGAAGCACCUGGACGAACUGACAGAUUUGACACAUUCCAGUUCCAACGACACCCUCGACUCGUUGGAGCAAGCGGAGCUAUUGGAGAAAGACGGUUAAUCGUUAAGAAGAAAGAGAGUGUCUAUUUUUAUUAUUUUUUCGUUGUGAUUUUAUUUGGGUGAUAAAAAAAGGGAGGUGUUUUGUUUUUAUUUUGUAUUGUUGGUCUUUUGACUGUAAAUUUUCGAAGUCUAUCUGGUAACAACGAACUCAAGUACGUACAAUCUCAAGAGGAAAGGGAAGCGAAACGCAAUUUAUAUAUCCACGACAAUAGUUCGUGCCAAUGUUAUUUAUUUAUAGACCAAUUUUUGUACAUGUUCUUUUAUAAAAUAUAGAAACUUUAAAAUG
Photinus pyralis (common eastern firefly) is the source of this 1934-nucleotide messenger RNA. Its product is annotated as NAD kinase-like. The coding region runs from base 270 to 1649 and encodes 459 amino acids. Gene Ontology annotation, biological process: NADP+ biosynthetic process; NAD+ metabolic process. Lineage: Eukaryota; Metazoa; Arthropoda; Insecta; Coleoptera; Lampyridae. Gene Ontology annotation, molecular function: NAD+ kinase activity. The transcript is spliced from 6 exons. The record is from RefSeq and is a predicted model, not a curated record.